CUUUUUCUUACAAGCAUAGCCGGAGUCACCGCCGACGACAUAACCGAGCAAAUAAAAACUACUCUAAACCCUAAACCCUCGGCCAGAGCUCCUUCUUUCUCUUUGUCCCCCUCCUUUGGCACAGUUUCAAUGGCGAAGACAGCGAAAGGAGCCGGCAGUGACAAGAAAGCCAAGAAGAAGAACAAGAAGAACAAAAAGUCUGGUCCAAGCACCGUGGCAAUGAAGCUCAAGACUCCAAAAGACAACCCUUUCGAGACCAUUUGGUCCCGCCGCAAAUUCGAUAUCCUCGGCAAGAAAAGGGGCAAGGGCGAAGAACGCCGUAUCGGCCUCGCACGAUCCCUCGCUAUCGACAAGAGGAAAAAGACGCUGCUGAAGGAGUUCGAGCAAAGCGGGAAGUCGUCGGUGUUCGUCGACAAACGAAUCGGGGAGAAGAAUGAUGAGCUCGGAGAGUUUGAUAAGGCAAUUAUGCGGUCCCAGCGCGAGCGUCAGUUGAAAUUAAGCAAGAAGAGCAAGUAUAACUUAUCAGACGGGGAAGAAGAGGAUUUAGAAAUUCAGGGCUUUGGUCCCCUUCUAGAGCGGGAUGAUUUUGACGAUGAAAUGCUGUCUGAUGAUGAUAAAGAUGAUGCAGAAGCAGAUGAAACAAGAAGGAAGUCAGCCAACUUAAAGCAACUUAAUGACCAUGAUACACCAAAUCAAGUAGAGCAGGGCAUGGUGGAAGGGGAAGAAAAUAAGCACAAAACCAAGAAGGAAGUAAUGGAGGAGGUUAUUUUGAAGAGCAAGUUCUUCAAGGCUCAAAAAGCAAAAGACAAGGAAGAAAAUGAAAAGUUGAUGGAAGAAUUGGAUAAAAGCUUCACAUCUUUAGUACAGUCUAAGGUCUUGUUAUCUUUGACUGAACCUGGCAAGAUGAAUGCCUUGAAGGCGCUUGUGAAUCAGAGCAUUCCUAAUGAGCAUUUGAAGAAGGAUGAUUUAUUAGUUACUCAAAAACCAGAAGCUUUUAGUCAGCAGGGAAAACCUGAUUCUUAUGAUAAACUUGUCAAAGAGAUGUCAUUGGAUAUUCGUGCUUAUCCAUCAGACAGGACAAAGACACCAGAGGAGAUUGCCCAGGAGGAGAGAGAACGACUAGAGCGAUUAGAGGAAGAGCGACAGAAACGGAUGCUUGCAACUAAUGAUUCAAGUGAUGAGGAGAAUGAUGAUAUUGAAAUGCCAUUGACCCAGAGGCCAAGGUCAAUAUCUGGGGAUGAUCUAGGUGAUUCCUUUUCUUUCCAUGAAGAGCCUAAGGCUAGAAAGGGCUGGGUUGAUGAGAUUCUUGAACGAAGGGAUGUGGAUGGCUCUGACAACGAGGAUGAUAAUUCUUCUGAAGAUUCAGAAAGUGCUGAAGAUGAUGGUGAUAAUGAAGGAUCUGAUGAAAGUGAUAAUAGUGAAGACAAGGAUGAAAGUGAUAAAACUCUGUCGUUGAAGGACUGGGAGCAGAGUGAUGAUGAUAAUCUUGGAACAGAUUUGGAAGGUGAUGAAGAAGAGUACAAUGACAAGCUUGAUGAUGAAGAUGAAGCAAUAGAGCCCAGAGGCUACAAGAAGUCAAAGAAAAAUGACAAUGUUGAGACUAGAGAAGGAAACGGCGAAUCUUUGGCUGCAAAGAACAUAAAGCAGUGUUCAACUGAAAAAGAAAUUCCCUUUUUAAUUGAAGCCCCAAAGAGCUUUGAAGAACUGUGUGCAUUAUUGGAUAAUUGUUCUAAUGCUAAUGUUAUGGUAGUAAUCAAUCGAAUUCGGGCAAGCAAUGCUAUAAAACUUGCUGCUGAAAAUCGGAAGAAAAUGCAAGUAUUUUAUGGUGUAUUAUUGCAGUAUUUUGCUGUCUUAGCAAAUAGAAAGCCAUUGAACUUUGAGUUGUUAAAUUUUCUGGUUAAGCCACUGAUAGAGAUGAGCAUGGAGAUUCCAUACUUUUCUGCAAUAUGUGCUCGUCAGCGGAUCUUGCAUACUCGAACACAAUUUUGUGAAUCUCUUAAGAAUUCAGAGAAUGGUUGUUGGCCUUCCAUGAAAACAUUGUGUCUCUUGAGGUUGUGGUCAAUGAUUUUUCCAUGCUCUGACUUACGUCAUGUUGUCAUGACCCCAGCAAUAUUAUUGAUGUGUGAAUAUCUGAUGCGUUGCCCCAUCAUGUCGGGUCGUGAUAUUGCAGUUGGUUCUUUCUUAUGCUCUAUGGUUCUCUCUGUCGUUAAACAAUCUAAGAAAUUCUGUCCUGAAGCCAUAAUGUUUCUCCAAUCACUGCUAAUGGCAGCUAUUGAAAGAAAACAAGCAUCUUAUCAUGAAUCUCAGUUUUAUCAUCUUGUGGAACUAAAAGCACUUGGGCCCGUGCUAUUUAUUCGCCAUUGUGUAAAUGAGAUUAGUCCUCUGAAUUUCUUUAUGAUAAUGGACAUGCCAGAGGACUCUGCCUUUUUAAGUUCAGAUAAUUUCAGGGCUAGUGUGCUAGUUACUGUGAUAGAAACUCUACAGGGAUACGUUGAUGUUUAUGAAGGGCUGAAUUCCUUCCCUGAAAUAUUCUUGCCAAUUUCGACAUUGUUACUUCAAGUGGCAAAACAGGAACACUUGCCAGCAGCAUUACAAGAUAAAUAUAAAAAUGUUGCUGAACUUAUUAAGAAGAAAGCUGAACAAUAUACACAGCGGCUACCACUUCAAAUGCGGAAGAAGAAGCCACUGCCCAUCAAACUACUUACUCCAAAAUUUGAGGAGAACUUUGUUAAGGGUAGAGAUUAUGAUCCAGAUCGUGAACGGGCUGAAGGAAGAAAGUUAAAGAAACAACUAAAAAGAGAAGCUAAAGGGGCAGCUCGCGAACUGCGAAAGGACAAUUAUUUCUUAUAUGAAGUGAAGGAAAAAGAAAAAGCUUUAAUGGAAGAAGAAAGAGCAGAGAAGUAUGGACAGAGCAGGGCUUUCCUCCAAGAGCAAGAACAUGCUUUCAAAUCUGGACAGCUAGGAAAAGGCAGUAAGAGAAGAAGAUGAUUUUAUAUGUUUGUCCUACUUGCUUGUUUCCUUUGUAGUUUUUCUUAUUACUGAAAUCAUAUUUCCCACAUGUUUUUUUUUUUUUUAGAAUAGUCUCUGAUCUAUGACAUAGUAGUUUAUUGAGGACGGUUCUUGAAAUAAUGGUUGCUGCUUUGCUAUGUAUUUAUCCUUUAUUUUUUU
Molecule: messenger RNA, 3168 nt
Organism: Hevea brasiliensis (rubber tree)
Lineage: Eukaryota; Viridiplantae; Streptophyta; Magnoliopsida; Malpighiales; Euphorbiaceae
Exons: 14
Coding region: 130-2988 (952 amino acids)
Biological process (GO): maturation of SSU-rRNA
Cellular component (GO): Noc4p-Nop14p complex; small-subunit processome; nucleolus
Source: RefSeq, a predicted model, not a curated record